AUGGUGCACAUGAAGGCCCUAGCAAGAGGGUGUAUUUGGUGGCCCAAACUUGAUAAAGAAAUUGAAGAGUGGGCACAGGUUUGCACUCAAUGCCAACAAAGCAGGCCAGAACCUCCACCAGCUCCACCGCAAAAGUGGGAGUCCACUGGUAAGCCAUGGUCAAGACUUCACGUGGAUUUUGCUGGCCCAGUACAGGGACAAAUGUUCCUCAUUGUAGUUGAUGCCUGGUCUAAAUGGCUGGAAGUGGUGCAAAUGCAUUCGACCACUUCUAUCGCGGUCAUUCAUGCGCUACGCCGGCUUUUCGCAACCCACGGGCUGCCGGACAUACUGGUCAGUGACAAUGGCCCUCGGUUUGUCUCAGAGGAAUUUCAACAAUUUUUAGCCAACAAUGGCAUUCGCCAAAUCACCUCUGCCCUGUUUCAUCCAGCUUCAAAUGGUCAGGCAGAGAGAAUGGUCCGCACGGCCAAAGAAGCCCUGGGAAGGUUAACUGAGGGGGAUUGGAGUGUACGAUUGGGGUCUUUCCUCUUGCGGCAGCAGUCCACCCCCUGUAGUGCAACGGGUCAUAGUCCGGCUGAAUUACUUAUGGGUAGGCGUCUAACAACUCGUUUAAACCGGUUGCACCCGGACCUAAACGAGCAGCAGGAGGUUCACAAACGAAGGUGCGCAUGUUUGAGGCCGGAGACAAAGUGUUCACCUGUAAUUAUGCUGCAGGGCAUUCUUUCCUGGGCCCCCGGGGAGGUGUGCGAGAGUAUAGGCACACGUAUGUAUGUGGUACAGCUAGCCGAUGGUAGAAAAUGGCGGCACAACAUUGACCAGCUGAGGAGACGUUGGGCGAAGGACAGUGCUGACUCUCCUACAGAUGAGUCCCCUAACUUUGAUCUCAGACCUCCAGAGACGGAGGUGAUACAGAAGUGCCCAGCUUUGUCCCCGAAGCAGGGCAGACCCCUAGUUUCAGUGCCACAACCCCAGAAGUUAACGUGCCUGACCCAGUCGUUACAGAGCCCAGAGGUGACCCACAGCUAA
This is a messenger RNA of Gekko japonicus, 1023 nucleotides long. RefSeq lists its product as uncharacterized. Gene Ontology annotation, biological process: DNA integration. The transcript has a single exon. Gene Ontology annotation, molecular function: nucleic acid binding. The coding region runs from base 1 to 1023 and encodes 340 amino acids. NCBI's taxonomy places the organism in Eukaryota, Metazoa, Chordata, Lepidosauria, Squamata, Gekkonidae. The record is from RefSeq and is a predicted model, not a curated record.